GUGUUAUAUCGAGCCGCUGCUACAGUAUCAUGUGGAUACUGUCAGUGAGGAUGUGGAGCUGACAGACGCGAGAUCUCAGCAGGUCACAGCACAGGUACACCGCUGCACUUGCACGUAAACCUGUCGUCCUCAUCCGUCUAUCCUUUUGUUGCUCUGCAGGGGACAAAAAACGGGUCCGUGUUUCCGUCAGCAGACUGAGUAAUGGGUCUCCUGGUGCAGCUCCGGCUUCUGCUCUGGAAGAACUUCACUUUGCGCAAGAGACAGAAGUUGCGAUUGAUAAUCGAGCUAAUAUGGCCUCUGUUCCUGUUUUUCAUCCUGGUGUGGGUGAGAUCCACCACUCUGCCUGUCUACAAAGGCCAGUGCCAUUACCCCAACAAGCCGAUGCCCUCUGCUGGGUUGUUACCAUGGUUACAGGGCAUGUUCUGCAACAUCCAGAAUCCUUGCAUCGCUGAGCCAACACCUGGAGAGAGCCCCGGUCAGGUCAACAACUUCAACGACUCCAUCAUCUCCAAGGCGUUAACAGAAGUUCAGUCGGUCUUAGCCGACUCCUCUCUGCUGUCUAACAUCAAACUUCUCUCUGACGAUAUCAACAAAUGGACUCCUAUUCUUGAGAAUUUUAAUACAGCCAAAGGUCGCUCAAUACCUAUACGCAGUGUUUUGAGAGAUAACGAGACGCUCUCCGAGUACCUGAAGAGCAACCUGUCAGUAUCAAGUGCAUCCGCCCAGAGGCUUCUGAGUGUGGGACUCCAACUCAAUCAGUUACCUGCUCUCUCACGCCAGACGGACUUGCGCUCCACACUGUGUAACUCUUCUGUCGACCGUUUCCUGGAGUUUAACUCGACGAGUCAGAAGCAGGAGUUCCAGAACUUCACGUGCUCCCUGACGCCCAAUCAGCUCCUUCAGACCAGAGCGGUUCUCCUCCAAAAUCUGGACAACAGGAAGCUCCUGGCUGCUGUGCCUUCAGCACUGAAUUUGAACCCUGCAGAUUUUGUCACUCUGUUGGCCAGGACCAGUUCCCAUGUAGCCCCUCUAGCAAAUCAGGUGUCUAAAAUUCCUACGUCAACCAUCCUCAAUGCCAUGAACUCCCUAGACUUCCGCUCAAAUCCCUUUGGCAGUUUGACUAUGUUCAUGUGUGGUGGGAAUUCAAGCUCAAAUAGCAGCAGUGCAAAGCCAGCCUUCCGACUGCCACCGCAAGCCACGCUGUCGCUAAGCUUAAACUCGUCCCAAGGCAACUCAAGUGAAUUUUGUGAGAAUUUGAUUGGCACUUUGAAAGGCACAUCAGCCCUGCGUCUAUUCUGGGCCAGUCUCCGCCCACUUCUUCUGGGACGAAUCGUCUACACCCCGGACACGCCCUUUACACGGAAGGUUAUGGCACAGGCCAACAACACCUUCGACGCUCUGGCUAAAAUCGGUGAACUGGCUGAGAACUGGCUGGAAAAUGAAGACGAGAUCUGGACCUUUUUCCACAACAGCACACAAAUCAACACGCUCCGGGCUCUGCUGCAAAACCCAAUCUUCUCAGCAGCGCUUGAUCAGAGCCUAAAUGGAAGCAGGUUGUCUUCAAAAAUAAUCGCUAAUUUUCUGUUUAACGGCGAAGAAAAGGAUCGGCCUGCAGGGAUGCCAGCUUUCGACUGGAGAAACGUCUUCAACACCACCAGUCAGGUUGCGAGACUCAUAAAGCAGGUCAUGGGGUGCUUCGAUCUGGACAAGUUCGAGGCCAUGGACAGCGAGAGACUGUUGGUGGAACGCUCUCUCAAGCUGCUGGACCAGGAGAAGUUUUGGGCUGGAGUUGUUUUUACAGAUGUUGAUGCGGGCAGCCCGUCACUCGUCAGAUACAAGAUCCGCAUGGACGUCGAGGACACCGAGAGGACGGAUAAGAUUAAGGACAGGUCCUGGGCUCCAUCAGCUCGUGAUAACCCCUUUAACGACCUGCGCUAUGUGAGAGGAGGCUUUGUGUAUCUGCAGGACAUGCUGGACCGUGCUAUCAUCCAGACGCAGACUGGUGUCGCGCAAACUCUGGGCGUCUACUUGCAGCAGAUGCCCUAUCCGUGCUACGUAGAUGACGCGUUCCUCCGCUCAUUAUCACGCUCCUUGCCCAUGUACAUGACAUUAGCAUGGAUCUACUCUGUAGCGCUCAUAGUGAAAGGGGUGGUGCAUGAAAAGGAAGCCCGUCUAAAGGAGACGAUUCGAACGAUGGGCCUGAAGUACAGCAUCUACUGGCUGAGCUGGAGCAUUAGCAGCUUCAUCCCUCUCUGCAUCAGUGCCUUCCUUCUCACAGCCAUCCUCAAGUUCGGGAAGGUUUUGACAUAUAGCGACCCCUCUGUGAUCUUCGUGUUCCUGCUGGUGUUUUGCAUAGCCACAGUCAUGCAGUGCUUCUUCAUCAGUGUCUUUUUCUCACGAGCAAAUCUGGCUGCUGCCUGCGGUGGACUUAUCUACUUCCUCCUCUACCUGCCCCAUGUGCUCUGUUACGCCUGGAGAGACGUCAUGACCUUCAAAAUCAAGCUCGCCACGAGCCUGUUGUCAUGUGUGGCGUUCGGGUAUGGCUGUGAGAAUUUUGCACGGUAUGAGGAACAAGGCAUUGGCAUUCAGUGGAAGAACAUCAUGCUCAGCUCUCAGGAUGACGACUCUUACACCUUCUUCAUCUCUAUCAUCAUGAUGCUGGUUGACGCUUUGCUCUACUGGUUACUCACAUGGUACAUUGAAAACGUCUUCCCAGGGCAGUAUGGAGUUCCCAAGCCUUGGUAUUUCCCUUUUACCUCCUCAUACUGGUGUGGGACUCCAGCAGGGGCGGACAUGGAUCCUCUUGAUGCAUUAGAGGAGCAAAAUGGAUACCUGGAAAAACCUCCAGCUAGUCUAAAAGCAGGUGUGUCUAUAAGGAACCUGGUGAAGGUGUAUAAAACAGGAAAGAAACUGGCUGUGGAUAAACUCAGUCUGGACUUCUACCAGGACCAGAUCACGUCAUUCUUGGGACACAAUGGUGCAGGAAAAACCACUACUAUGUCGAUCCUGACCGGCCUGUUCUCCCCGACGUCUGGCACAGCUUACGUUAACGGCUUCGACAUUCGCAAGGACAUGGACAGUAUACGCAAGACGCUUGGCAUGUGCCCACAACACAAUGUCUUAUUCAACGAACUCACUGUGGAGGAGCACAUUUAUUUCUAUGGCCGUCUCAAGGGGAGAAGCUCAGAGGAAGUCAAACAGGAAAUAGAUCAAAUGAUCAAAGACGUCGGGCUGCCGCACAAGCGCAAGGAUCUCGCCAAGAACCUUUCAGGUGGCAUGCAGAGGAAGUUGUCGGUCGCCAUAGCGUUUGUGGGCGGGUCCGACGUGGUGAUUCUGGACGAGCCGACAGCAGGGGUGGACCCUUAUGCCAGGAGAGGAAUCUGGGAACUGCUGCUAAAAUACAAAAAGGGCCGUACCAUCAUUCUGUCCACGCAUCACAUGGACGAGGCGGACAUUUUGGGUGAUCGCAUCGCCAUCAUCUCCCAUGGCAAGGUCUGCUGCUGUGGUUCAUCUCUUUUCCUGAAGAAGACCUAUGGCAGAGGUUAUUACCUGACUCUUGCACGGGCCAAUCAGGACAUGAUGACAACGCAGCGCCACAUAGGGGGCAAACAGCUCAGCGAUGCCUCCAGUUUGGAUGAAGGGCUCGGUUCAGGAAGCAUCAGCACCAUGGAGCCAGCAGAUUUAGAUGAUGUCACUGCCGUCAUCCGUUUGCACGUCCCGCAGGCGGAGUUCCUAGAGGUGAUAGGUCAGGAGAUGGUGUAUGUGCUGCCUUACACUGGCUCAAAAGAUGGAAGCUUUGCCUCACUUUUUAAAGAGCUUGAUUUAGAGAAAGUGAGGCUGGGGAUCAGCAGCUACGGAAUCUCGGACACCAGCUUGGAGGAGAUAUUUCUAAAAGUGGCAGAAGAGACAGGAGUUGAUGUGGAAACAAAUGAGAAUGCACCGCCGCUUCAGAGAGACCAGAGGAGAAGCUCUAAAGUGUCCAGAUCACGCAGCAUGAGCUCAGCUAUGGAGCACAAAGCUACUGCAGCUUCUCAACAAAGAGAAAAAAAGGGAAGAUUCUCAAAUCGAGUUGAAGAUGGUCAGCAAUCUGCAGGUGUGAAUGGCAGAGGUUCAUAUGUCAUCACUGGCUGGCCUCUGAUUAGACAUCAGUUUCUGGCGUUGUUUAUAAAGCGAUUUCAUCAUGCAAGAAGAAGCAGGAAAGGAAUCAUUGCACAGGUGGUCCUCCCAGCACUGUUUGUGUGUUUGUCUCUGAUUUUCUCUCUGAUCAUCCCACCGUUCGUUGAGUACCCCAAUCUGGAACUACAACCCUGGAUGUAUGGAAAACCACAGAACACUUUCUACAGUGCUGACAGGACGGAUAUGGACGAGGCAAUGAAGGUAACACGCGCCCUCCUUUCUGAACCAGGCUUUGGCACCCGCUGCAUGGAUGGCAACCCUAUACCUAAAUACCCUUGCACUCCUUCGGGAGCGACAGACUGGUUCACUCCUUCUGUAGACCCCGCCAUCCUCGAGAUCUUCAAAAACGGAAACUGGAGCAUGAAGAAUCCAUCGCCAGAUUGCCACUGCAGCACUCCCGGACGUAAUAUGAUGCUACCAGACUGCCUUCCUGGUGCUGGAGGAUUACCACCACCUCAGAGAACGCAGAACACCACAGAUACCCUGCAGGACCUCACGGGUCGAAAUAUGACUGACUUCCUGCUCAAGAACUAUGCAAAGUCUGGAAAAAUACGGUAUGGAGGGAUCUCAGUUGGAGCUAUAAACUCUCAAGUCAAACUCAACGAAUCUGAGAUCAGUGCACUUAUUUCAGACCUUAAGGCAUUCUUCAACUCCUCGCAGAACAAUAUGACUGAGAAGUUCUUCCAGGACUUGGAGAUCUUACUGUUGGAUCUGGGAACAAAAGACAAUGUAAAAGUGUGGUUCUAUAACCAGGGAUGGCAUGCGGUGGUGUCCUUCCUGAAUGUGGCCAAUAACGCCAUCCUCAGGGGUUAUCUUCCUCCCGGAGUACAACCCAAACUGUACGGCAUCUCAGCCUUUAACCAUCCUCUCAAUCUCACCAAACAACAGCUCACCGCCACAUUGAUGUCAAGCUCUACAGACGUGGUGGUGGCGAUCUGUGUGAUCUUCGCCAUGUCCUUUAUCCCCGCCAGCUUUGUCCUCUUCCUUAUUCAAGAGCGUGUGAGCAAAGCUAAACACCUGCAGUUCGUCAGUGGAGUCAAUCCUACUGCAUACUGGGUGGCCAAUUUCACCUGGGACAUGUGUAAUUACAUCGUCCCAUGUAUCAUCGUGAUCAUCAUCUUCCUCUCCUUCCAACAAAAAGCAUACGUGUCACCUCAGAACCUUCCUGCACUCGUCCUGCUGUUGGUGCUGUAUGGGUGGGCAAUCACCCCGAUGAUGUACCCGGCCUCGUUCGUGUUCAGCGUCCCAAGCACAGCGUAUGUGGUCCUCACUUCCAUCAACCUCUUUAUCGGCAUCAACGGCAGCAUCGCGACCUUCAUCCUGGAGCUGCUCGAUGAUCCGAACAUUACUAAUGUCAAUACCAUUCUAAAGCAAGUGUUGUUGAUCUUCCCUCAUUUCUGUCUGGGUCGUGGCCUCAUCGACAUGGCCAAGAAUCAGGCCAUGGCAACGCUUUUUAUCAGUCUGGGAGAGGAUAGGUUUGAGAAUCCCUUGAGCUGGCAAAUGGUGGGGAAGAACCUGCUUGCUAUGUCGAUACAGGGUGUAGUCAUGUUCGCCUUCACCCUCGUCAUCCAGUACAAGUUCUUCUGUAAACCUAGGUUAGUCACCAGGCUGCCUAGAACGGCAGGAGAAGAGGAUGAAGACGUGGCCCGAGAGCGUGAUCGAGUACAGAGAGGCAGAGCCCAAAAUGAUCUAGUCAGGAUUUGUGACCUUACCAAGGUGUACUCGGGUAAGAAGGUCCCAGCAGUGGACAGGAUAACUGUGGGUGUCCCAGCUGCUGAGUGUUUCGGCCUGCUGGGAAUAAACGGGGCAGGAAAAACCACAACUUUUAAAAUGCUGACUGGAGACAUCCGACCCUCGAGUGGAGAAGCCUUCCUGAGCGGAUACAGCAUCCGUUCAGAGAUGAGCCAGGUCCAUCAGCACAUGGGUUACUGUCCUCAGUUUGAUGCCAUUGAUGACCUCCUAACAGGACGAGAGCAUCUGGAGUUCUACGCACGCCUCCGGGGGGUGCCAGAGAGAGAGGUCACCAAGGUAGCGGAGUGGGGGAUACAGAAACUGGGUCUGGUGAAAUACUCGAACAAAUCCGCUGGUACCUACAGCGGAGGAAACAAACGCAAGCUGUCCACUGCCAUGGCUCUGAUUGGCUGCCCUCCUGUCGUCUUUCUGGACGAGCCGACCACGGGCAUGGAUCCUAAAGCUCGCCGUUUCCUUUGGGACUGUAUCCUCAGUGUGAUCAAGGAAGGUCGUUCAGUCAUCCUUACUUCACACAGUAUGGAGGAGUGUGAGGCUCUGUGCACUCGGAUGGCCAUCAUGGUCAACGGUCAGUUUAAAUGUCUGGGCAGCAUUCAGCAUCUGAAGAGCAGGUUUGGAGACGGAUACACGGUGAUCGUGCGUGUCAGAGGCGAUCUGAGCACAGUCGAGGAGUUUGUAACUCAGACUUUUCCCGGCAGUGUGUUGAAAGAGAAACACCACAACACGCUGCAGUACCAGAUGCCCCACCAAGAGGGCGCUCUCUCGCAUAUCUUCAGCCAGUUUUGCAAAAAUCAAAAUGAUCUGGGAGUGGAAGACUACUCAGUCUCUCAAACCACACUGGAUCAGGUGUUCGUAAAUUUUGCCCGACAGCAGCACGAUGCUGAAGACGGCGUCUACGAGAAUACUGUAGAUCUGAAUGAUGAAAUACCAAUGCAGUCUCAGAACCAUACUGUACACAGCAAGUAACAGCGGAGUAAUUAAGUAAAGAGAAUGACCUCACCCUCAUUAAAUAAAAAAACAAAGAAAUAAAUAUUCUUUAUAGGAGUUCUCAGGAAUUUAAUAGAAAAUAUGUUUAUAUAUUUUGGAUUGUUUAAAAAAUUUUUAUCCUUUUUUUAAAUGCACGAGACAAUUAUUUAAAGAAACUGAAAGUUACGCUCUAAGCUUUAACUUUUAGGCUGUAACGUGAAAUAUGCUGAACAGAAACAUGCCAAAAAAAAGACUUGAAUGACAAUGUACAGAAAGUCUCGAGCCAACCCACAUUUCUUCAUAUUAAUUCUUUUUUUUUACAUGCAAGAAAUGGGGGGAAAAAAUUCAUGCGACAGGCUGCCUGAAGCUACAAUAUUAUAAUUGGUUGAACAUGUAACCUCAGCAGCGUCCUCAUUUCCCUUCUCGUCACUUCCCCUCUGUUCCAACCACUUAUCAUCUUUCACCAUCUCCACCUGUUUCACACUGCACUCACUGGCUUUUUAAAUAGUUUUUUUUAUGCUUGAAUGAUUCAUAUGUCACUGUGUGGCUAAACAAACAGAAAACAUACCUCUGAAACUGAUCAGGUACAGGGACUAGACUAAAAAUGACAGACAAAACUGGCCACCUCAAGACUACAUAAAAAAAAAAAUACAAGAAAGUCAGGAUCUUUGGGAAAUAUGAAGACAUGUGGGGGCUCAAUACUUUUGCACAGUACUGUAUACUGUACAUUCAUGAAUAAUAUAUGACCAAUUUUUAGUGAGGUGCCUUUGAUGUCUGUGCCGUAAAGUCAUCCAGGAUAAAAAAUAUUGCCAACAAUGUACCAUCAACAAUUUUCCUUAGAAAUGUUUCUUCUUGGAAUAUAAACAUCACCACCAUCAUCAUCGUCAGCAGCAUCUUCAUUUUUUUUCCCCAAUGGACCAAAGUGCAAUAUUAAUAUAAAUAUUACAGUUAUAGACAUCACUCCUAAAUCUAUUUUUCUAUUUAACAUAAAGUUUAUGUUUGUUGUAUGUUUGUUUGUUCAAUUCUUGUAGCACAUUGUAUCAUGUAAUCAUGCAUUUUUAUGGCAAAUGUGAAUGGUAAACCUUUUUGUAAUUUGGUUACUAAAAAAAUUGUAUAAACUUUAACAGUCUAUCAUAAUGAUCAAAUGGAGCUGUGCAAAUGAAAUAAACAAAAUCAUACAUUCAA
Molecule: messenger RNA, 8076 nt
Organism: Clarias gariepinus (North African catfish)
Lineage: Eukaryota; Metazoa; Chordata; Actinopteri; Siluriformes; Clariidae
Product: phospholipid-transporting ATPase ABCA1
Exons: 50
Coding region: 202-6891 (2229 amino acids)
Biological process (GO): lipid transport; transmembrane transport
Cellular component (GO): membrane; intracellular membrane-bounded organelle
Molecular function (GO): ABC-type transporter activity; lipid carrier activity; ATP hydrolysis activity
Source: RefSeq, a predicted model, not a curated record